Messenger RNA from Sordaria macrospora k-hell, 1623 nucleotides. RefSeq lists its product as uncharacterized. Gene Ontology annotation, biological process: poly(A)+ mRNA export from nucleus. The record is from RefSeq and is a predicted model, not a curated record. Gene Ontology annotation, molecular function: double-stranded DNA binding; RNA binding. NCBI's taxonomy places the organism in Eukaryota, Fungi, Ascomycota, Sordariomycetes, Sordariales, Sordariaceae.
AUGAGUCUUAUUGCGGAAUUUCUGGCCAGCAUUCGCGGGUUCAUACAGACUCAAAAUGGUGACGAACUCCGCAACUGGCUGCUCGUCGAGCCUAAUGUUGCUGCACAUUAUUAUGAGCUUGGGCAGCAGUUGAGGUCGUCGUGUCCCGCCAAUUCAGGCAAUAUUGAGAAGCUGGUCGAAAAGCAUCUACCAGAGGAGGAUGACGUACCUGAAGGAAGAGGCUCGCCAUGGCCCGGCUUCAAUUCGUUCAUGGAGGAGUACUUGAAGUAUUGGCGCGACGUAGAUUUCAACGACAUCGUUAAGCUCUAUGGUCGGCUUAGCGACCUCCUCAUAUCAUGUGCAAACGCACUUGCUAAUCCUACAUAUGGCAUCAUGCUUCUACAAACCAGCAUGUCGCUUUCAGAGGCACUCUCGAAGUUGGUUAUGAGCAUCACUAAGGAGCCUUCUCUCAUGGCCCAGAUCCAGGGCGACAUGACUGGGGAUGAAGCUGGCGAGAAGAAGUCGAUUGUGGAGCUUGCCGCCGAUAUCAUUCAGAAGAUUUUCACGUCGUGUCUCACAGAUCGAUCAAGUACGCGCUGGCAACCUCCGAAGGGGAAGAAGAUCGCUGUAUAUCUUUUCGCGAACUUGACACUGAAACUGCUGUUUGCUUGCGACAAGUCACGACUAGCGGUUCAAAUGUUCACCAACCUCUCCACAAGCGGACCAGCACUCUCACUAUACCCAGCAUCACAGCGCGUGACUUUCCUGUACUAUCUCGGCCGCUUCAACUUCGAUCAUGGCCAUUACAUGCGAGCCCACUGGUGCUUCGAAGAAGCAUACCGACAGUGCCACCCGCAAUUCCAAAAGCAUCGCCGGCAGAUUCUGAUCUACUGGAUUCCUUCGAACCUUCUCCUGGGACGUUUCCCGUCACAGCUGCUUCUUUUGCGUCCCGAAGCCGCCGGCUUCGGCGACAUCUUCAUCCCCAUUUGCGCCGCCAUCCGAACCGGCAACUUUGUCGCGUUCCACCAGGCCCUCAACGCCAGCCGAGACUGGCUCUGGGACCGCGGCCUCUACCUAACGCUCCUCUACCGCCUCAAACCGCUCGUCUGGCGCUCCUUCACCCGCAAGACAUUCCUCCUUACGUGGGAGGGUGCCCAAGGAGGCGAUCUGAACAUGAUGAGCGCCGCUAACCGCGCCGCUCCCGCCCUUUCCCUCGCCGACCUCGUGACAACCGCCACCUACGUCCAGAAGCUCCUAGAGGGCUAUGUUCCCAUUGCUACCGGCAAUGGCAUCACUCUCACCCCUCCCCCAGGCGGACAGCCAAAGCGACUGAUGCCCUCGGAGGGUUUGAUCUUCGGAAACAAGCAGCCGGAUCUCGACAGCAUGGAGUCGAUCGUCGCGGGCUUGGUCUACGCGGGCUUGCUUAAUGGGUUUAUCGCUCGCCAACAGAAGAAGUUCGCCGUCGAGGGCGCCAAGCGCAAGAAUGGAAACGCGGUGCUGGCGGGGUGGCCGUGCCCGUAUGAGAGUAUCAUGGAAAGGUUCAGGGAGGACUACGAGGAGGAGCUGGCGGCGGCGGAUGCGGGCGAGACGAAUGAGCCGCCGGGGGAUUUUGAGGAUGUGCCUGGGUGGGUUAAGAUGGGUUAA